CAGAAAAAGUGGAUGGCCUUGUAGAGAAGUUAAUUUUAAUUUUGUCCUCUCCACACUCAUUGUGACCAGUUGUCGUAAGAUGGAUGCUUCAGGCAGUCUCCUUCCUCCUGUGGCUGGAAAUGGUGAGACAGCUAACGCCCAAGAACUACAAAAACUUCUGAUUGAUGAAAAAAUGCGAUGUGAACACCAUAAGACAAAUUAUCAAACUUUGAAGGCAGAACAUCUAAGAUUGAAGGAGGAAUAUACCAAAUCACAAGAUGAACUGGAGCGGUUGUUAGUUGAAAAGCAGACUGCACAUGACAAAUUCCAGCUGCUUCUCGCUGAAUUUGAAGAGCAGUUGGUGAGUAAAACACAGGAGCUGGAAGAACUGAAGAUGCAGGUGUUAACGCCUCAAAAAUUGGAACUAUUAAAAGCACAAAUACAGCAGGAAUUGGAAUCUCCAAUGACAGAACGUUAUCAGAAGCUAGAAAAUGAAGUGGAAAAAUACAGAAGAGAAUACAACAAACUUCGUUAUGAACAUACUUUUCUGAAAUCAGAAUUUGAACAUCAAAAGGAAGAACACGCACGUAUUUUAGAAGAGAAGAAACUAAAAUACGAGGCUGAGAUUGCAAGGCUGGAUAAUGAUAAAGAAGAGCUCCAUAAUCAGCUGCUUAGUGUUGAUCCCACGAGGGACAGCAAACGCGUGGAGGCACUCUCUAGAGAAAAAGCACAACUGUAUCAGAAAUUAAAAGGCUUAGAAGCAGAAGUAGAAGAGCUAAGAGCAGAACGAGACAAUUGUGGUCUGCAAGCAGAAAGCGUUCAAAGAGUCCAAGUGCGACAGUUAGCUGAGAUGCAGGCUGUGACAAGAUCUCUAGAGGCAGAAAAGAAGUCUGCUGAACUACAAAUUGAUCGAAUGGAGAAAGAACUACAGAAGAGUCAUGAGCAAAACAUUCUCUUAAUUAGCAAACUUCACAAAUCUGAACGAGAAGUCAAUAACUUAGCUGCUAAAGUAAAAGAACUUAAGCAUUCACAUAAACUGGAAGUAACCAAUGUCAAACUUGAGGCAGCAAGAGCAAAGAGUGAGGUAGAAAGAGAGAGAAACAAGAUCCAAAGUGAAAUGGAUGGUCAUAGAUCUGACAAUUCAUUUUUGGAAUCCAGUGUGGAGCGUCAUAAGUUGCUUUUAGUAGGAAAGGAUCGGGAGCUAAUCCAUAAAGUUCAAGCUGCCAAAGAGGAAGUGUUUGAAAAACUUACAGCCUUACAGGAUGAAAAGUUAGAACUCGAGAACAGAUUAGCUGAUCUAGAGAAGAUGAAACUGGAACAAGAUACUUGGCGACAAUCUGAAAAGGACCGGUAUGAGGAGAAACUACGUGUUGUACAGAUGGCAGAAGAAUCUGCCAAGAAGGAACUUCAGCGUUUGCGACUAAAAAUUCAACAGCAAGCUAUUCGAGCUAUUCAAGCAAGUACAGCAGAGAAACUGAAAGAGAAGAGACAUGAAAUUGCUGAUCUGAGACAGCAAAUUGACGACUUGCAGCUCCAGGUCACGUCACUUUCUCAAUCAGAAAAUGAGUUGCUGGAGUCUAAUCAGAAGCUGAAGGGAAAAAUAGAGAGGUUGAAACAAGAAUGUCAACAUGCAAGGACUCAGGCAGGAAAAGCUCAACUGGAAACAGAGAAGACUUUUGAACACCAGCGGAGGGAAUGGCUGGAGGAGAAGCGUGUGCUUACUCAGCGCAUCACAGAGACAGAAGGGAAGUACAACCAAAUGAAGAACAGGCUAUCCCGAGCUGCUGUGGCCCAGAAGAAGGCAGGUUCACUCUUCCUCCAUAGAAAUAGAUUGAAGAGGAUGCAAGAGGAACUAGAACUUUUGGAAGCCAAGAUAGAACAACUAGAAACAGAAAAUCAGGUGUUAAAUAGGCAGAAUGUUUCCUACGAAGAAUACACCCGGCUCCAGAGGAGACUGAAGGACUUGCAACGUCGGCACAAUGAGUUCCAUGAAGGUAAAGAAGAUGAAAUGAAACAGAAAUGGAAAAAGUGCUGA
Colius striatus (speckled mousebird) is the source of this 2014-nucleotide messenger RNA. RefSeq names its product centrosomal protein of 83 kDa-like. The transcript has 17 exons. The coding region runs from base 80 to 2014 and encodes 644 amino acids. Gene Ontology annotation, cellular component: centrosome. NCBI's taxonomy places the organism in Eukaryota, Metazoa, Chordata, Aves, Coliiformes, Coliidae. The record is from RefSeq and is a predicted model, not a curated record.